Molecule: messenger RNA, 5871 nt
Organism: Besnoitia besnoiti
Lineage: Eukaryota; Apicomplexa; Conoidasida; Eucoccidiorida; Sarcocystidae
Exons: 3
Coding region: 1-5871 (1956 amino acids)
Biological process (GO): 7-methylguanosine cap hypermethylation; 7-methylguanosine RNA capping
Cellular component (GO): nucleus
Molecular function (GO): RNA cap trimethylguanosine synthase activity
Source: RefSeq, a predicted model, not a curated record
AUGCCGUUUCCACCGUCUUCCGCUGCGAGCGACCGCCACGGUCCGCCUCCUCCUCUGCUUCCCUCGCCCUCUCUGGUGUCGAGUUGUCUAACUGCGAGUUCGCCAUCCGACUCCGUCUGCUUCUGUCUCUCGCCGCACGGUUCCUCGCUGUCGGAGAGCCUCUUGCAGGCUUCGUCGCCACACUCCGGCCUGCCUGUGUUUCCCAGUGCGGGCUACGCGCAGCCGUUGCUUCCUCAGUUCGGCCUCGUCACGCACUCGGGACCGUCGGUCCUCGCAGACGACUCGUCCUCGCCUUCCUACGUCGGCGCCGCGCCCUCCGUACCGGCGGCGACUUCCUGCCCAGCGGCGUCCGUGCUUUCCAGCCCUGUCUCAGAUGCGUCUUCGCGCGCGCCUGCCUCGGCUCCAGGCAGCUCAUCCCGCUCUCGACUCUCCGCGGGGUCGCCACCCUUUUCGGCGGCGCGGCCGGUGACAAAACUCGACGCGAGCAGGGCGAGCUCCUGCGCCUCCGCCCCGCGUUCGCCUCCCGCCUCCUCGCGCCCUCCUCUCGCGUCAGGGAGCUCCGCGGGCGUCCCUGGCCUUCCUGCGGCGUCGCUCUUCCUCCUAUACACCCGCCCCGAAGAGCUUCGUCAGCUCUUGCUCGACCCUGCGCGGUCUCUGCCGCAGUCGCAACCCGCGCCAGCGCCUCGCGGGUCGCAGGCGACGGGAGCCAAGGACCAGGACGCCGCCCCCGGCGCGCGGGCGCCAGAGGCCUGCCCAGCCACGGAGGCCUUGGGGUCCGACGUGAGCGGGAAAGGCGCUGAAGGAUGCGGCAGGCGUGAAGGCUGCGCCGCAGAGGAAGGGACCGCUUCGGCUCUGGAAUCGACAUACUGCCGCUCCUCGGUAACAGAGGCGCCGAGCAGCGGGCCUGCCGCAGAGGAGACGCCGGCGCCUUGUUCUGACGGGGCUCCUGACGCAAAAGCAGCGGGCAGCCCCUCGCACGCUGCGCCUUCCGACUGCCGAAGUUCGGACUGUACCGCGUCGACGUCUGCUGCGUCUCCGCCCUCAGCGGGCGCGCCGCCUCCCCCCAGCGAGCCCAGCACGGCGCCCGCGUGUGGGACGGCGCCGAACACAGACGCAUGCGCACCCUUCUGCGCGGCAGGCCGGGGGGACGCUCGCGGCCCCCCGUCUGACUCGCAGCCGCCCGCCGCGGUUCCGCCGUCGCCUGCGAGCACAGAAGAGCUGCAGUGCAGCUGCGUGAUUCUUCUCUCGAGGUGGACGCGCUACAGCGACGUGGUCAACGAGUUCGGCCCCCAGGCGAGUGUCUCCUCGGUGCGUCCGCUGUCUGCAGCCGGCUCGUCGCCUCCGGGGACUUCGCGGACUGCGCGGCGCCCGAAGGAUGCCAAGCGGGCUUCGCCAGUCCAUCGGAAGGCCGUCUACGGCGAGGCGCGUGUGUGUGAGGGCGCGGCGCGAGCGACCAGCCAGUCGGCGCAGGCGACGCCGCAUCACCUGGGGCUGUUGAUGCAGCACGUUGAUCAACUGUGUCCCGCAGAGUUUCUCCUCCUCGCGCGCCGCGUCAAACAGCGUCUCCCGUCUGCUAUCCGGGCGGUGUUGGACGAGGGCGAAGGACCGGGCGGCGACUCAGUCCACUGCGCAUCAGAUGAGGGCUUUGCAAUCGAUAUUGCGGAUAAGGCAGCGGCACACGAGCUCCUGGAUGACCGGCACUGCUCACUCCUGUUCGGCGGGCGCUCCGCCGCUGGAGACAACGGGGCUGAGAAAAGAGAAUCCGGCCUGGUGGCAGACAAGGACGAACUGCGAGACGGAGGACCUUCUUCGCUGGCGGGAGAUGAGGGAGGAAGGUCUCCGUCAUCCGACUUUUCAGCUCCGCGCUCGUUCCCUUCUGAUUUAGAACAAAGCAGUCCCUCUCCCCUGUCUCCCCCCGCAUGCGCCGACGGCGGCUGGCAACCCACGCCGCUGGUGACGGGCACGUCUCAGGUGUCAGAAGACCGGCAAGAAGGAGAUGAACGAGCCGGCGAAGAAGAAGGCGAGGGGGGCCAUCAGCGGGGCCCUCAGAGCCGACUUCUGUUCAGCCUCGCCGAGACGCACGGAUUCCCGCUCCCUCAGUCUCCCUCGAACGAGCCUGCGCCCGAAGACUCGCUCCCAGGGGCCAUGCAAGAGCUGGAGCAGCAGCUUGUUGACCUGCAACUCCGGACAGAAAUUUCUGCGGCACCUGCGGCUGUGCCUGGCGGUAGCGGGGAUCGGCUGCAGCGUCCCUCGCGGGGUUUGAACCCGCACGCCGCUGAAUUUCGAAGCCGCCGAACGGCAUACUUCUCCGCCGGCUUCUCUCCCGAGCAUGCGGCCCCUUCGUUCGCCGGCUCUUGUGCGCUGCUUCCGAACUCGUCCCCAGGUUUCCUCCCCCGCCCGGUCCCCCCCACGUUUCCCGCCACUCCGAUUCAGUUUCCGCGGCUGCCUAGCGCCCAAACUCGAUACGCCAGUGUGCCUACGUCAUCGGGCGCCGCGCAGGCGGCGGCUCCAGCGGAGAGAGGGUCGUCGCUUCCUGGGGGGAGUUCUUCGGCCUCUCAAGCGCAAUCUGGAGGCAUCGCUGCGUACCGCAGAGACCUCGAACGUCCCGGCGGAGGCCAGAAAGCAGCGCUUUUGAGUCGGCUGGCGCCGGAAGCUCCAAUCAUUGGAAAUGGUCAAACUCAGUUCCUUCCUUCGCCGCCGCAGUACGGGGCAGGAUGGACGGCGGAUCAGCCAGACGGGUUUGUUCCAGGGGGAUUUCACACGGAAAAAGGCCGCGUCAGAGAGGGCGAUCAGAGACAGAGAGACGAGGACUCGGCGGAGGCUGAUGAAGCGGAACUGAUGAAGGCUCUUGGGCUCCCCACGCAGUUCAUAUCUUCACGAUACACGGCGCGUCAUCGUCGGGCGCAUGACAAAAGGGAUUUCGACGUCUCCUGCGCCGCAGCCGAAUACGCCGGCUUUUCGUCCUACGACGCCACCUAUGCCUGCUUCACAGGGGCGGCGUGGCCUCCGGGGGCACCUGCAGGGAUGGACGCGCAGUUUUACAGCGGCGCUCACUGCGGUGGGGCUCCAGGGGCCUUGCAAGCGUGCCAGUGGCCUUGUGUGGAGGCUCACAACGGCGCGGAGGACGUGGUGAGGACGCGGACGUGCGGUUGCGGAGUCAUGAGCGACGUAUGGAGGCCCGCCGAGCAGGUCAGCGAGGGCGACCAAGCCAGGCAAGCGAAUGGGAGCCUCGAGGGGCCCAGAAGCCAGUCGCUCCCUCACGAGAGCGCGGAGUGUUCGCUCGUCUCCACUUACGACCAUGUGGGAAACCGAACUGACUCGUCGUACUACAGGUUGAGGUAUAGCCUCUUUCACAGGUACGACGACGGGACGCUGCUGGAUGAAAACGCGUGGUUCGAGACGACUCAGGAGUGCAUCGCCGCCUACCUUGCUUCGCGGCUCCGGGAUGUCGCCCUGCACGCCCGCCAACAGAGCGCCCAGACCCGCGACCACCCCGCCUCACGCAGGAACCAGCAACCCGCUGUGGAUGAGACUUCGCGUCGUCAGGCGCGAGGCACAAGUGCGUUGUCGGGCGAACAAGUUGCAGCCCUCGAAGAGGCAGCGAAGCCCUUCUGCCUGCCGCACAGCCCGCGUGACGGCUCCGACGCAGGAGAAAAACGAUCCGAAAAUCAAACCUGCGAGCCCGCGAGUGGACACCGAGCCGCGACGACGCUGGGUGCGACACCAGUCCGGGAUGCCUCUGGCGCUGUGGUUUGCUCUGCGGGAUCGUCUUUGGAAACUUCCUCUGUAGGAGCAGGACACAGGACUCCUGGAAAGACACAGGGGGAGGGCGUUCUGGGAAAAGGCAGCCAGGGCACAGAAUGCCCUUACCGGAAAGCGCCGGCGGGUUCAGCGUUGUCGUCUCCUCGUCCCCUGGUCGCGAUGGACGGCUGCUGCGGAGCAGGCGGAAACGUCAUUCAGUUUGCGCAGUUCUUCGACGCGUGCAUCGGCGUAGACUGCGACCUUCUGAAAGUGGCCAUCUGCAAACACAACGCGUCCGUUUAUGGGGUCAGGGACAGGGUGUAUGUGCAUCACAACACGCUUGCCGGGUGGCUGAGGGCACGGCGGGAGGCUCGGCGCGCAGGUCAGCUAGCGGAUGUAUCAUCUCGGGGGCCGAAACAGCCACCUGACGGCAAACCUGAUGGGGCUGCGAGCGCGAGGGGCCUGAAGGAGGCCGAAGACGACGACUCAAGCCUCUGUUUCUGUUGUAGAGAAUUCUCUCGUGUGUGGUGCCGCUUCUGCUCUGCGCAACGCGAAGCAAGGCACUCUGGCAGCGGGGGGCCGCCCGUCACCGCAGAGGAGGGAGAGGAAAGCCACUGCUUGCCUCCGGAGCGUUCCGGCGUAGUCCAGGCUGUACAGCGGGGCCUCCAGGGACUGGCAGCGGCUCGUCCUCUGACUCAUGGAAGUUCACUCGUCGCGGAUAUUUCGUGGUGCUUCAUGUCCCCUCCAUGGAGCGGGCCGAAUUACUCAGGGCGGCGGACCUUCCACUCCCAGCUCUUCUCUCUCGCGGGCGGUCAGGACGGAGGCGGAGGCGUAGGCUCCGCUCACAUUCCCUCCCUUGUGAAGGCAGCUUCGCGGAUCGCUCCCAAUGUCUGCUUGUUCCUGCCGCGCUCGACGAACGUCCACGAACUGGCUGCGCUCGCGGCCGCCCUGGGCUUUCCCCUCCUCGAAAUUGAGGUUCUGUACUCCCACUUCGUCGACCGCCAAGCCAGCCAGCAGCAGGCGCCCACUCUCUUUCCGAAGGUUGUGAUUGCAUACUUGGUGCGAGAUGUCGCGUCGUGGAUUUCCACUCGCGGCCUUCCAGGAGAGAUACCCGCGGCGUCGUGCGUCUCGCCGCACAAGAGCGAGGAGAGCCCGACGCGGCAGAGCCGAAAUGCGAGAACGGCGAGGCACUGCGGUGGACGCAGCCCAGCGAGCAGCCGCGACUGCACCAAGGCGACGUGCCGAACGCCUUUCGCAGGUCCGACCAGGAUUGUGUUCCAGUCGCGCAGACAGCCGGAAGCGUCGGUUCCCGCGUAUGCGUGGAUCCCUCUCGAGCCUCCCUCCGUGCUGCUUUCGCAGGCGAAAGAAGAGGCGAGCCCAGGCCUCAGCGUGCACCGCGCAGAUUGCAGGCACGGGCCGCACAGCACCACCCGCAACGAGGGUGGGAACUCGAAAAAAGAAAAGGCUUCUCGCACCCCGAACUCGAAAGGCAACUCGCAGUCGACUGGGGCCGCGCAAGGGUCUCCUCGGCACGCCUCUGGAGCCGAGGAGCCUGUGUUCGGAUUCUGGCUGGCUACAGUGGGAGCUAUACACGCGCUUCUCGCGCGGAGGCCCCUCGAGAGCGAUGUGCAAGAGAAAAAUGCAAGAGAGUCCCCUAGCAACGCCGCGGAACAUGUCUACAAUCAGGAGACAAGCCGCGCAGGAGACGAAAAUGACGCCGGCGAUACAGAAAGCGGGACAGACAAGCUCGCCACAGCAGGUGCACCACACGGACAGACGCGAACAGGAAAGAAGCCCUGUGCCCAGCAACUUGCAUCCGAAGACAAAAGGGACCGACACGACGAGGUUGUCACCGCGCAGCCCAGCCGGGAGGUGGCACGCGACUUCGUCUCGGAUGCUGGAGAGGGGGUCGCUGAGAAGCCAUACGAUGCGGGCGGCGGGGAAGGCCAGACUGCGGACGAGAGGCGCGAGAGCGUAGAUGCCUUGACAGCAAUGGCGUCCCGCCUACAGGAUGGAACACUGGGGCUUGACGAGCUCCUCGCUGCGGCAGCAAAAGUUGAAGAGGGCCCCCAGAUAGGGACCGGCAAUGAACAAAAGUGGAAUCAGCUUCUUCGCCUUCUCGCGGUAUGA